AUGUUUAGUGAUGUCCUGGAUGCUUGUGGGGUUUUGGAUUUGGGAGGUAGUGGAAGUAGAUUUACUUGGAAAGGCCCUAAAUACAGUCAUCUGGAUAGAGUUUUUAAAAGGCUUGACAGAGCAGUGGCAAAUGAUUUGUGGAGGAAUUGUUUUGAAGAAGCAGAUGUUUUGAACCUUUCCAAAAAAAUUUCUGACCACUGCCCUGUAUUGGUUAGAUUGGAGAAAGGUGAUUCUUGUUGGAGGGAGAAACCAUUUAGAUUUAUGGCUAUAUGGCAGAAUGAUCCAAGGUUCAGUGUUUUUUUUAAAUCCAAUUGGGACACUAGCUCUGAGUUGCUGAGUAGUUUGAAGUCUUUUACCCCUGCUGUUAAAGAGUGGAAUAAGUCUGUUUUUGGGUUCAUUUUGUUCAGGAAAAAUAGGGUUUUGGCUCGGUUGGAUGGAAUUCAAAAACAUAUGUGCUUGCAUAACAGUUGGCAUCUGAAGGAUUUGGAAGCUAAGCUACUAAGAGAAUUAUCUGAAAUUCUUGACUUAGAAGAACAAAUAUGGUAUCAGAAGUCAAGAGGGGAAUGGAUUAAGGGUGGAGAUAGAAAUACCAGAUUCUAUCACACUAGGACCCUGAUUCGAAGGAAGAGAAACAGAAUUUUGAAACUUCAGAAUAAUGGGAGUGGAUGGGUUACUGGAGAGGAAAAUUUAAUUGAGUUAGCCAGGAAUUUCUUCUAUAAUCUUUUCAAAGAGGAUAUGCCUAUUGCUGAAUGGAAUCAAACUGGAUUUUCCUGGCCAGUGCUCAGUAAGGAGGAUAGGGAUCUUUUGUUUUUGGAUAUAUCCUUUGAGGAAGUUAGGAAGGCUUUUUUUCAAAUGCCUCCUCUGAAGGCUCCAGGACCGGAUGGGUUCCCUGCCUUAUUUUAUCACAAGAACUGGGAUUUGAUCAAAGAUCAAGUGUUCAAGAGCAUGAAGUGCUAUCUCAAGAAUCCGGAUCAGAUUAAGGAAAUUAAUCAUACACUCCUUGCACUGAUUCCUAAAAUAGAGAGGCCCUGUUUCAUGAGGCAAUUUAGGCCUAUUGCUCUAUGCAACACUGUUUAUAAGGGUCUUAGCAAAAUCCUGGUUAAUAAGAUUAAGCCUUUUAUAGGUAAUCUUAUAUCUCCUAAUCAAGUUAGUUUCAUUCCUAGGAGGAAUAUCCAGGAUAAUAUUAUUAUUGUCCAAGAGCUCAUUCACUCCAUUCAUAGGAUGACAGGGAAGAAGUGUUUUUUUUCAAUCAAGAUUGACUUAGAGAAGGCAUAUGACAAACUUAAUUGGGGAUUUAUUAGAUCAUUUCUUGAAGAAGUUCAACUUCCUAGUGACUUGAUUGCUGUUGUCAUGGGUUGUGUUACCACACCCUUUAUUGAAGUUUUAUGGAAUGGUUCUAAAACUCCUGGAUUUCAGCCUCAAAGGGGAAUAAGGCAAGGAGAUCCCCUAUCUCCCUACUUGUUCGUUCUCUGCAUGGAAAAGCUUACUCAUCUGAUUAUGGAUGAAGUGGGAAAGAAAAACUGGAAACCUAUUAAAGCUGGCAGAUCAGGGCCUCAAAUCUCCCACUUGAUGUUUGCUGAUGACAUCAUCCUAUUUGCUGAAGCUUCUCUGAGUCAGUUUGCUUGUAUUUCGGACUGUUUGCUUAAGUUUUCCAACAUGUCAGGCCAAAGUGUAAGUAUGGAGAAAUCUUGUAUUUAUUUCUCUAGGAAUACUUCUCUGGAGAUUAGUAGUUCUAUUGCAGAUAUUAGUGGAUUCAAGGUAGUCAAGAGCAUUGGCUGUUAUCUGGGAGCUCUAAUGAGGCAUGGGAGGGCUAGUAGGAAGCAUUAUGCCAAUAUCAUAUCUAGAGUUCAAAAUAGACUUCAAGGGUGGAAAGCCAAAUGUAUGUCUUUGGCUGGGAGAAUCACUUUAGCCAAGAGUGUCAUCUCAGCAAUCCCAACUUAUCAUAUGCAAAAUAAUACCCUGCCGAUUCACAUCUGCCAGGAGAUUGAGGAAUUGCAAUGCAAGUUCAUUUGGGGAGACUUAUAUGAAAAAAGAAGAGCCCAUUAUGUUGCUUGGGAUCAGCUUUUUUGUGGACUAAAGUAUUACUUGGCAAAUAUGGAAAAAAAACAAGAUCCCAGGAGAGGUUUCAUAGUUAAACCAAGUGACUCUCCUUUAUGGAAAAGCAUCUGUUCUGCAAGAACUAAACUAGAUCCUCAUCUGGUUUGGGAAGUUGGUAAUGGAAUCACUACACUAUUUUGGAUUGAUUGUUGGAGUGGAGGAAACAUUAGUCUCUUUGAUUUGGCAUGUGUUAAACCCCCUAGUUCUGAUCUGGAUCUUAGGAUUUGUGACCUUGUUAAGAAUGAAAUAGGUGGCUGGAAGUGGGAUUAUUUGAAGAAAUAUCUUGAUGAUAGCACUAUUGGGAAGUUGCAAGGAUUUCUGCCUCCUUCUCCUUCUGGGCCGAAUGACAGACUUUGUUGGACCAGAAAUAGUUCAUCUAGGUUUAUGGUUCGUAAUGCAUAUUGCCAGCUGACAGAUCCUAUUGUGGGGAAGGACAAACUAUGGUCUAUGAUUUGGAAAUGGAAAGGGCCAUACAUAAUUGCAACCUGCUUAUGGCUUGCUUGCUUGAAUAAACUUCCUGUGAGAAGUAUUACUGGUCUAUGGAGUGGUGGUGUGACUUAUUGUCCCAGUUGCUAUGACAAUCAUGAGACAAUUAUGCAUGUUCUUAGGGACUGCAAUAGAGCAAAGUUUGUGUGGGAGUGCUGGUUUGGAGGUGUAAUUCCAGAUAGUUUCAUGACAGCAGUUGGUCUAGACUGGUUUCGGGCCAAUAUCUGUAAGUCCUUCUCAUCUAGAUUUUGGCAUUCCUGGUAUGAAAUUUUCUUUGUCACUUGUUGGCUCUUAUGGCGAUGGAGAAAUCUGUUGGUUCAUGAUGAUACUUUUUCUUGGCCUGAAGAUCCAAUGAGUAAGAUUCUAAUCUUUCUAAAAGAUAUGAAAAAGAGCUGUAGCAGUGAACCCUUUUCUCAGGCACAGAAGGAACCUAUUUCUUUUAUUGGAUGUGGCAAUAGUAUGCAGAAGGAAGCUGUCAAAAUUUUAGUUGAUGGAGUUGUUUCAUUGAAUACCAAAACAGGAGCUUGUGGAGGAUUCCUAUGUAAUUCAAAGGGUGAGUGGAUUUCUGGUUUCUCUCUCAAUAUUGGUAUAUGUACCAGCCUUGAAGCUGAGUUAUGGGGAAUAUGGCAGGGGCUUCAACUUGCUGUGGGUUUAAAAAUCCAGGAGGUUUGGGUUGGUUGUGAUAGCCAGGAAGCUUUAUUAAGUAUCAAUUCCUCUUCUGAAUCAGAUGGCAAUUCCUUGUUAGUUAGGAAAAUUAGGAACUCUUUACAGGCCUUAGAGUAUGCUUCCUUUGAGUAUAUUCCUAGAAAAAAUAACUCUUGUGCUGAUGGCUUAGCCAUUUUAGGUUUGAAAGGUAGGGGUGGUGAGCUGAAUGUAUAUUCCUCUCCCCCUGCAAGUGUUUUUCCAUUCUGGAAUGACUUUUGUAAUUUCUUGCUGAUGGAGCAUGUUUCUUUUGACAUGCAUCAGCUUUCAAUUUAA
Gastrolobium bilobum is the source of this 3561-nucleotide messenger RNA. RefSeq lists its product as uncharacterized. NCBI's taxonomy places the organism in Eukaryota, Viridiplantae, Streptophyta, Magnoliopsida, Fabales, Fabaceae. The transcript has 2 exons. Bases 1 to 3561 code for a protein of 1186 amino acids. Gene Ontology annotation, molecular function: RNA-DNA hybrid ribonuclease activity; nucleic acid binding. The record is from RefSeq and is a predicted model, not a curated record.